This is a messenger RNA of Daldinia loculata, 1469 nucleotides long. RefSeq lists its product as uncharacterized. Gene Ontology annotation, molecular function: lipoyltransferase activity. Gene Ontology annotation, biological process: protein lipoylation. The coding region runs from base 184 to 1353 and encodes 389 amino acids. Gene Ontology annotation, cellular component: mitochondrion; cytoplasm. NCBI's taxonomy places the organism in Eukaryota, Fungi, Ascomycota, Sordariomycetes, Xylariales, Hypoxylaceae. The transcript is spliced from 2 exons. The record is from RefSeq and is a predicted model, not a curated record.
CCGAUAUCAAAUCUCAUCUUAUCAUUAAUACAACUAAAAAUCUCACUACCUACUCAUAAUACAUACUAAACAAGAUGAAAUGAAAUAAAAUGAGAUAAAACAAAAUAAAACAAAACUGUAUGAGAUGAGAUGAGAUGAGGUGACAAGUAGCUUCAGCAUCUUUCCCCGAUCCCAACCUUCCAUAUGGCUCUCCGACGCUGUCUUCUCAACACCUUCAGCAGGCCGCGUAUAAGACCCUAUAUCCCCUUAUCUUCACGCCGUCUCUUCAACGCGGAAGCCGUCUCACAUCCCUCCAACCGAGUCCAAGUGUACAUAUCGCGGGCGACGGACCCUUAUCUCAACCUUUCCAUCGAGCACUUCUUACUGCAGAAAUCACCUCCGGAGUCCGUCGUCUUGUUUCUGUACACAAACCGUCCCUGCAUUGUCGUCGGCCGCAACCAGAAUCCAUGGCUCGAGGUUAAUUUAGGACUUCUUGGUCCGGGGAGGAGUAAUGUCGUUGACGAGAACGGCGAUAGUGAAGGGUCGGUGCUCCUCGUGCGCCGGCGCUCCGGGGGUGGUACCGUCUUCCACGACUCGGGCAACGUGAACUAUAGCGUCAUCUGCCCGCCAGCCUCCUUCGACCGGAACAAGCAUGCUGUUAUGGUUGUGCAAGCGCUGCGCUCUCUCGGUGUGUCCGGAUCCCGUGUUAAUGAGAGGCAUGAUAUAGUACUAGACGUCCCCGGACAGAAACAGACGCAAACGUUCAAGAUCUCGGGCUCGGCUUACAAGCUAACGCGUCUGCGCUCUCUUCACCACGGCACGUGCCUCUUACAGUCGCCUAACCUACCGCUUGUAGGGCCGCUCCUACGUUCCCCUGCGGCCCCCUUUAUUAAAGCGCGAGGUGUCGAAAGUGUGCGCAGCCCGAUCCGCAACGUAGGGGUACAGGAUACGGCCACCUUCGAGGAGGCCGUCGUCGCCGAGUUUGGUGCUAUGUACGGGAACGUUGAUCCCGAGAUUAUUUGGGUAUCAGACGCCGAGGAGGCUUUGAAUGACGUUCCGGCUAUCGCAAAAGGGUAUGCUGAGCUCAAGUCCCUAGACUGGAUAUACACGCAAACACCACAAUUCACCUUCUCCACGCACCCAACCGAAGACGACCCUCGUCCCAGGCCGCCGCUACCAGACGACCUCCCCCCGGAUUUCCGCGCAGCAAUGACAGUACGUCACGGACAGAUCACCGAGGUCUCCGGACAAGACCUACCCGCGUCCCUAGAAUCCGCGUACCUCCACCAAAUCACCGACUGGCGGACUAAAGUCGAUAGCGAGCCGGUUGGAAGAUGGCUUAACAACUUAUUCGGGGUUAUAGAUAAAAACUAGUUUUCUAACUACGUACUCGGGAUAGUAACCCUACGUCUACAUUGGCUAGGCGAUAUCAUAUAACCUAGCUACACAGCUAGGUUAGUCCUGUAUAUAAGGUAUAUUAUACCGAUGCA